UUUAGCUCGAAAAAAUCUAUAGAAUUACUUCGACUUUAACGAGGCAAAUUGCCUCCAGUAAACUCCUCGUUUGACACAACAUUCUAUUCUAAUGAGGUGGUUAACAUUUUCAUACAAAACAAGUGUAACCAAACGAUGCACCAGAAUCUCAAGAAUACGAAAAUUAGGAAAGAAGUGCUGUCAUUGCUUGUACAUCUAGCAUAAGUUGCUGGACGAUGGUUUACAGCAUUGUAAAUGCUUUGUGAUGGACUCAAUAGUUAAGAAUUCACUAGUGUUUUCAUUCACGUCCACUCAGAUAAAUAAAAAUGUAAUGUAAAUUUCUGUGUUUACCCGCGGUAAUUGACACCCUCUAUUUUCUUUGGAAAAGAGCAUUUUAAAAAUUUCAUAUGAGAGAAUGGCAAUUCGUAUUACGUUAGAAUGUGGUCACUCAUCGAUGUUACGUAUGCGCACUACCCCUCAGGGUUAUACUCAUGAUUGGGAAUUAUUUGUGCGGGGUGUUGAAAACGCUGACAUACAUCACUAUGUUGAAAAAGUGGUUUUUCAACUGCACGAAACUUUCUCAAAACCAAAGAGGGUAAUAAAGGAUCCACCGUUUGAGUUCAAAGAAUCCGGCUACGCCGGUUUUGAGAUUCCCAUUCACAUUUACUUAAAAAACAAGGAUGAAGGAAUCAAAAAGAUCGAAAUUUUAUAUGAUCUUAACUUACAACCUAGUGGACCUGCCAUUACAAACGUGAUACGGCAUACUGAAAUAAUUAAUAAUCCUUCAGAUGAAUUUAGAAGAAAAUUAUUGAAGGGUGGUGGUAUCAUUGUAUCCAGUUCCGAAAGUUCAGCAGAAAAAAGUGAAAAUAAGACACCAACUAUGGUUAGCAAACCGAAGUUAAGUGGAAGCGAAACAAAAAAGCACAAAACCGUGGAGUCAAAGACAUCAAAUUCUUUUGCUGAAUUGUUUGGGACUCCUUUGAAACCUACAAAGGUUUCUCAGGAUACCAAAAAGCCAACGCAACCGGAAAAAUCAUCGGCUCCUAAACCAGUAGUUACCACAGAAAAGUCGGAUAAGGUGGAAAAAAUAUCAAAACUAAAAGAUAGCCCUCACAAAGAGAGUAAAAAAGAGAAAGUAGACGAUAAAAAGGAUAAGAAGAUCAAAGAUCAAUCGAAAGAUAAAAAUCGGAGUAAAGAAAAAUCAAAAAGGCCUUCUAGUCCAAGUAAUAAAAGUCACUCGAGCCCCUCUAACAAAAGACCUCCAUCGCCAGUUUCAUUGAAAAGACCACCUAGUCCCUCCACUCUCCCUCCUGCAAAGAGACCAGCUUCUCCAAAAUCCAAGGAGAAAGAGUUGAAGAAAGUGGUUUCAGAGAAGGAGAAGGAAAAAGGCAAAGAAAAGGAUAAAGCGAAGGAUAACUCGAAGAGCGCGGCAGAUUCUUCCAAGAGCGAGAAGAAAAAGGAUAAAAAGAAGCACAAAGAGGACAGAGACAAGGAAAGGAAAGACAAGUACAAAGAAGGAGAACGGUCUGCCGCUAAGGAGAUUCUAAAAUUGAAUGAAAAGAAAAGCGACAAACCGGAUAAAUCGGAGAAAUCCGAAAAGGAGAAGAGUCAAGAAUAUAAAUCGGCGAAAGAUGGUAGGAAAUCACCAAAGCCGUCGAAGGAGGUUGAAAAGCCAAAGGAGGAAAAGUUAUUGAAGAUAGAGAAGCCAGAGAAGACUGAGAAAUCCGACAAAACGAAAGACGGGAAGAAUGAAAAGGACAAGCAGAAGCAUAAGCACAAAAAGAGGGAGAAGAAGGAUAAACGGGACAGCAGCAAGGAAAGGGACAAGAAGGAGAAACGCGACAGGAUAAAGUCGUCGACGGAGAAGCAGAACAGCGUGCCAAACGUGCCGGUAGCCAACCCGCUUUCGACUUUAUUGGCCGAAAUGCCAGAAAGGGAUAGCAGCGAUUCGGCGCCAUCCAUCGACGACGAUUCCUUCUCCGAGCCAAAAUUACCACCCCCCGUUAAAAAGGAGAUGGAGAACGUGACAGUGUCCACGCCGCCCACGGAAAUGGCGAAACCACUUUCGCCCGGAAUGCCGACGGACAUCAAGAAAGAGAAAGCGGAUCGGAACAAGAGGGAAAAACCGAAAGGGAGCAAAGGGGAGGAGAAGGAAACCCGUAAGAGGAAACGGAGGAGCGAGAGCAAGGGUGACGAUGAACACGCGGUUAAAAGAGAGAAGGACAGAGGGCAUUCAACUUCUCCUCCUUUGGAGCCAGUUUCGUCGAGCCAAUCGCCGGUUGUGGUAGACCAGGAAACGGUUCAUAUCGCGAAAGAUAAGGAGGAUCGUCCCGCGACCGAGCAGGUCGUUGAAAAAAGUGUGGAGACCGAGGCGGAACAAGUGGCACCAGAUUCGACGAACAGUACUUUGGUCGAUACAGAGAUGGGGGAGCCGCCAGUGUUUUCGGAGGAUUAUGUGUCCCAAUUGAAAGACUUGCAACAAAAGAUAAUGACUCUGCAGGACAACCAGGAGCUACAGAGAGUUGUUCAGGUGAUCGCGGAGACCGGUCAGUACGAGAUCACGAAGAAGACAUUUGACUUUGACCUGUGCGCCCUGGAUCGUAGAACAGUGCAGCGCCUACAGCAGUUCUUUGCGUCGUGACCGUCUGUAGCUUAAAAGUAUAUGACAUCUCCUUCAUUUUACAUAUUAUUAUUCUAUGUAUAAGUCACUAAGUUAUUUGAGCUUACAAGAGAUUCUUCCACGUGAAUAUAAAGUAAUAUAUAAGACCCCAGACGGAUAUUGCACAUGACACCUCCUCGGCAAAGGAGAGGAAAUCGUUUUCUUUUAUCUGGGCGCACGCUUGAAUUUCAUUGUUCUUUCGUUUCAGUUUAACGACCCGCAUACAUUUCGAUCGCGUCGCGGAUAUACGUAUGCAUAAAUUAUUGCAUAGAGGGGGAUUUAACGAGGAAACGAGACACGACAUUAUUGCUUUUUAACUCCAGGUCCUUCGUCUUUGUCACGAGAUCGGCUUAUUUUCUUACAUUUAUACACGUUUCCAGCACUUGUUACUUUUUACGUUAAUUUUGUACAUAGGUGAUACAUACAUAUAACUUGUAUAAAGCACGGAUCGGGAAUUGUACAUUUGCAUCGUCGUGUAACAUAGAAUUUUUACCGUUUAUCUGGGGAACGUUCUCGAAAUGAUCUGCAGUGCAUUUAUUCACGUUAUGUAGACACGAAUAUAUAUUGUUUUCUUGUAUAUUAUAAUGAUGAAAAACAUUUUACGUUUUCGUUUCAUCGCGUAAUCGGGGUCGUUCGAAAAAGAAAAUUCUGUGCAUCGCAUUGCCUUGUAACAUAGAUAUAUUCUUGAUAUCUCGCGAAGAAUUUAACGUAGGUUCAUCCUCAUGAAUCAAGGACACCUUCUAUUUAUUGAUAUUUUCAUACGCGUUGUAUUAAUAUAAGAACA
This is a messenger RNA of Colletes gigas, 3422 nucleotides long. RefSeq names its product protein AF-9 (gene ear). The transcript is spliced from 3 exons. Lineage: Eukaryota; Metazoa; Arthropoda; Insecta; Hymenoptera; Colletidae. Gene Ontology annotation, biological process: regulation of DNA-templated transcription. Bases 395 to 2620 code for a protein of 741 amino acids. Gene Ontology annotation, cellular component: super elongation complex. The record is from RefSeq and is a predicted model, not a curated record.